AUGACCAGUAAACAAGCAAUGCCAGCUGAUGAGCAAGAAGGGCUCCUUUGUUAUAAUGGGGAAGUUCUUGUUUUUCGAUUGUCUAAAUGGAAUCUUGCAGAUGAAGGGCCUGCAGAAACACCCACAUUGCAUGUCAGAAGAAUGGUAUUUGACAGAGAAUCGGGAGCAUUUGUUCAGAAAUCCACAGGAUCCUUUAAUCUACCAGAGGAAGACUCUCUUUUGAAAAUUGUGUGUUGCAACUGUGUAUCUGAUUUCAGAACUGGAAUUAUCCUCCCUUAUAUUGUGAUACAAAGUACUGAAAAGAAUAACGUUUUCAAGUAUUUUCUAUUAUUUCUUCACAAUACCAAUAAAUUUGAGAAAUGUUUAAGUUUUAGCCUCGGCCAUGAGUUGAAAGAGUUAAGGGUCCUGAAUGGCCCCUUCCUUUUAUGGAGACAUGUUGAAACAUUCUACAGUAUCUCUUCCCAAACUGGCAAAGUUGUUGCUAUGUCCAUUAAUUUGUCCUCUAUUGAGUGGGCAGGAGAAAUUGAAGAUCUAGGUAUGGUUUUAUUAGGACAAAAGGGAUGUUAUUUAUCUGAGGAAGGAUGGACCCAGAAGUGUUCAAAAUCAGACUUUGCAAUUCAGAAUACCAAAUUUUGUGUAUAUGCUCUUGAAAAUCAGGAAGUACUAAGUGAUUCGUACAUUAUCCCCCCCGCUUACAGCAGCGUGGUCACCUAUGUCCAUGUCUGUGCAACUGAAAUGGUCAACAACCAGCUACGAAUGUGGCUGGUUGCCCUCACUCGAAAGAAUCAACUCAUUUCAUUCCACAAUGGGACUCCUGCAAGUGUGUGCCAGCUUCCCUUUGGAGAUCCUUGUGAGGUCCGACUUCUGGAUGGCAGUGGAGGAGAACACCUCUUCGUGGUCUCCUUUAGGUCUAACAAUGCUUGUGCUGUUUGGAACAGGAACUUUCAGGUUGCUGCUAAGUGGGAAAAUAUUAAGUCAGUACUGAUAGAUGACUUUAUUGGAACUGGAACUGAGCAAGUACUACUACUUUUUAAGGACUCUUUGAAUUUAGGUUGCCUGAAUUCAUUUAAAAUAACAGAUUUUGGCAGCAUAAGCUAUUCAAGUGAACCAUCGGAUUGCAAUGAAAAUGAAUCAUUUGAAGACACACAAAAGAAUCGUUGCUUGAUCAUUCCACCUCUGGAAAGAAGAGUGCAAGUUGGCUUGGCUUCUAUUCAGGAACUAGAGCAGCAUCUCUUGCUUAAGGAGAAAGUGAUUUCAAAAUCUUGCAAAAAUUUCAUCAAUCUGAUUCAUGGGAAAGAUGAUAGUACUUCAAGUUCAGAGGAGGACUGUCUUGUUACACUUUGUGGUAAAGAAGAAAAUCCUGUCUAUACCUUUGAUGAAAAGCCAUCAGGCAGUUUUCAAGUCUCAGAACAGAUAGUGGAGAAGAUAUGGUAUCGUGUAAUGGAUGAUAACUUGAUUGUUGGAGUGAAAACUACAUCUUUGCACCUAUCUCUAAAUGAUGUGACUUUAUCACUGUUAGUGUCUCAGGCUGAUAGCUCCAACUUUAGUUUUGUGAUGUGUCAAAAUAAACUGAUCAAGUUGAGGAGGGAUUCUCUGUCAGCACCACAUUUAGUCCCAUGUGAAAUAGAAUCUAAGGCAAAAAGGAUCAGGUUGACUGUGGACACUGCCGAAGAGAAAAAGGAAUGCUUUGUUAGUAAACCGCCAUCCCAGAAAGACCCUGUGCACCUAAUUACUGCUGUCACUGCUCUUCCACCCCUUUUAGCACUCAGAAAUUUCAGUUGCAUUGUGCUGCUACAAGUCAGGGAAAGAGAAAAUGAUGACUCUUGUGAAGAUGGUUAUAUUCAGUGUGGCAGGAUCUUUUUAUCUCUGGAAGAUCUUUCAAAUGAGAAAUACAUAGUCACAUUUUCAAAGAAGAAUCCUAUAGAACACGUGGAAGAUCUCUUUGCACUUCUCGCAGCCUUACACAAAAGUUGUUUUCAAAUCAUAUCACCCAGUUAUGCCCUGAAUUCAAUGAAGAUGUGGCUUUUUGACCACAUGAAAUGUGAAGUGAUUGAAGAAUUUCCAGAAAUCUGCUUUUGUAAAAGGCCAGGAAGUUUCUUUGGGACACUUUUCAGUUGGCAACAAAGAACACCAUUUGAAGGAAUUUUAACGGUCCAUUUCAGGAACCAAACAGUUUUGUUCCAGUGCCUUCAUAACCUCAUCAGUGUUCUCCCUGUAAACUGUGUCCUCAAAAAGCUAAAAUCAGAAAUGGAAGAUUUCUCGAUCGAUCACUUGGCACAUAAUUUGGAGAGGGAAUUGGUUAUCCUUGGUUCUCUUUCUUCUGCUUUAGUCAAGGCUGAAAACCACUUGGUGCAAAAGUGUGGAGCGAGCAAAGAACAGAGUAGUGGCGAUGAGGCUGUAUUAUCAGACAGAGAGGAAAACAUCCAGUCACACAGGGAAGAGCUUCAGAGAGAGAAGAAGGAAACCUUGAUGACAGACCUAAAAGUGAGUGGUGCCCUAUACAGAGAAAUAGUUUUGAAAUUAUCAGAGGCCCAGCUAAAAUCAGACUCUAUUGCACAGAAACUGAUUGAUUUAUAAUUACAGUCUCAAGACUAUA
This is a messenger RNA of Condylura cristata (star-nosed mole), 2596 nucleotides long. It is a transcript of the gene FANCB, whose product is annotated as Fanconi anemia, complementation group B. The coding region runs from base 1 to 2577 and encodes 858 amino acids. Gene Ontology annotation, cellular component: Fanconi anaemia nuclear complex. Gene Ontology annotation, biological process: negative regulation of double-strand break repair via homologous recombination; replication-born double-strand break repair via sister chromatid exchange; interstrand cross-link repair. The transcript has 8 exons. The record is from RefSeq and is a predicted model, not a curated record. Lineage: Eukaryota; Metazoa; Chordata; Mammalia; Eulipotyphla; Talpidae.